CAGGCGUAAAGAUCGUUCUUUCGCCAUUGCCUAUUGAACCGUGAAGGAGUGAUUCUAAUUACGCACAGUCGUUUUUCAGUCAUUUGCUACUUCAACUGUUUAUUUCGCGACUAAAAUGGCAAAUAAGUCAAAGAAAGCUACCUCUAAGAGUAGAUACACGAAUGUAGAAAUGAUUUUGGAAGAGAUUGCCCGGGAUAGUGAGACAGAUUUGGCUGAGAUGGAAGAGGACUCCAUUAGCUCCCAUAGUUUCGAUUCUGAAGCUGAGGAAUAUUUUUUGAACGGAGAGGUUUAAUAUAAAAUAUUAUUAGUGAUUGUUUUUACAUUUUAUUUGCAAAAAUGGCUAAAGUACACGUUAGCUUGCCAUUGUGAGUGAGGGCAUGUUUUUUGGAGAACGCAGGGUCUACCCAAAUAGCCUAUUCUGAGUGGCACUGACUCCGACUGGGAGCCCCCAGUGCCAAGGUGUCCAUCCCCCUCUGAAGCUGGUUCGUCCAGCUGUACCCCUGCCGUCUCUGGCUCCACACCUCCCGGGCCAUCUAGAGGUGUGAAGAGGAAGAGGAAGAGGGGAAGUGUGCCACCCACUAACGAGAGGGACAGAAGGGCUUUGGCACACCGUCCUAGAAGAUGAUGUGGAGCCACCACAACCAACUUUUAGGCCGAAAAGGAAGCCAGGACCUCAGGUGAACCCGACCUCCACUUACACCCCCUUGCAGCUUUUCCAACUGUUUUUUACACCAUCUGUUGUAGGUUCGCUCGUGUCCAACACAAAUAAGAACGGGAAGAAGAAACAAGCAGGCAAAAAGGUAGCAUGGAAGCCCAUAUCCAUGUCAGAUCUUUUUUGCUACCUUUCACUUGUUAUCUACAUGGGGCUGGUGAAGCUGAAGAACCUGAAGGACUACUGGAAAACGUCAUCUCUGUACCAACUGCCUUUCCCCAUGACUGUUAUGUCCUGCAAGAGGUUUAUGAUUAUUUCACAGGCGCUUCACAUCAGUGACCCAAAGGUUGAUGAAGAGAAUGAGAAGAAGAGGGGCACAGCAGCGUUUGAUAGACUGUGCAAGAUCAAGCCGCUCUACCACAGCAUUGUUGAGGCCUGUAAGACGUAUUUUCAGCCAGCCCAGAAUGUGUCAAUCGAUGAGAGGAUGGUAUCCUCAAAGGCAAAAAUUGGCCUCAAACAAUACAUGAAAAACAAACCAACCAAGUGGGGUUACAAGCUGUUUGUUUUGGCUGAUUCUGUAUGUGCCUACACAUGCAAUUUCUUUGUCUACGAGGGGAAGAACAGUUGUGCUACCGGCAAGGGACUCAGCUAUGACUCUGUAAUGGCGUUAUUGGAUUUUCAACUGCUAGGGAAGGGCUACAAACUGUUUGUGGAUAACUUCUACACAAGCCCUACCCUGUUUGCAGACCUAAGAAAGCUGGAUGUAUGGGCUUGUGGCACCAUUCGUACCAACAUGGUGGGCUUUCCGAAGACGAAGGUGAACGACAUGCCUGAGCGGGGGAGCAUGCGAUGGAUCCGUGAAGAUGGCCUGCUUUUUGUAAAGUGGAUGGAUACCAGAGAGGUGGUGAUGUGCUCCACUAUCCACAAGUCCUUCAGUGGGGAUCGUGUUGUCAGGCGUGUGAAGGACGGUGCCGGGGCAUGGACCACCAAAAAUGUCCCCACUCCAGCUGCAGUGAAGGACUACAACAAGAGCAUGGGCGGAGUCGACCUUUCGGACGCGCUAAUCGGCUACUACAAUGUUCUCCACAAGACGAUGAAAUGGUACAAGACCUUCUUCUAUCAUUUCAUCGACAUCGCCGUAGUGAAUGCAUUCAUCCUACACAAGGAAAUGGCAACGAGCUGUGGAAAGCCCUUCCUCUCACAGAAAGCCUUCAGAGAGCAGCUCAUCAGGGAGCUUGCUGGCUACAGCACCACUGCACCAAGCCCUAUCCCUUCUGCUCCUGCCACAAGUGUUCAUCUGCCCAAAUAUAUUUGUGCAGGCAUGGAUGUGCCUAAGGGCCAAAAGGGCACAGCAUGGAGGUGUUGCUGUGUUGUUUGCAAGAUGAAGUCUCCCAUCACAUGCAGCACAUGCUCAGUGACCCUCUGCUUUACAUCAGAGAGAGACUAGAAAACUUGUCUAGAGUUUUGGCAAUGUUGGUGGGGUCAUAUGGCAAAGUGGGUCUGCGGUCUAGCUGAGAACACCAGUCUGCAGUCUAGCUGAGAACACCAGUCUGCAGUCUAGCUGAGAACACCAGUCUGCAGUCUAGCUGAGAACACCAGUCUGCAGUCUAGCUGAGCUAGGGUCAGUAUGUUAUAUCUGGAGUAUUUUUCCUGUCUUACCUGGUGUCUUGUGUGAAUUUAAGUCUGCUCUCUUUUUCUCCUUCCUGAGGUGCUGUCCUGUUGCACACUCUACAAAAACACUGAUCUCCACCCGGCACAGCCAGAAGAGGACUGGCCACCCCUCGUUGCCUUGUUUCUUCCUAGGUUUUUGCCUUUCUAGGUUGUUUUUCUUAGCCACCGUGCUUCUACACCUGCAUUGCUUGCUGUUUGGGGUUUUAGGCUGGGGCUAUGUAAAUAGAUUUGAUAGAGGACUGAGAGUCUGUAAAUAGUUACCCAUGUUUAUUUGUAAAUGUAUGUAUACAUUUUGUUUUUCAUAACGGUUUUUUCCCCAAAAAAAUGUCGCCCAACUUUUCCCCCCCCAAAAUUUGUUGAUUUUUGGUGGGGGGUGUGUUAGAAUACCAUUUUGGUAUUUUGUAUAUAGUUAUUGGUUUCAAAAUGUGUACUUCACCAAUUUGGCCACUUUGGUACAUUUGGGCUACUUGUGUGGGACACCUGGGUGACUUCAUAAUAAAUGUUAUGUAGCACACUCAUUUUUGAAGUUAUCAUUUUGAAAUUUUGCACGGGUACUGUUGCCCUCUUAAUUUUUGCACUAAAAUUGUCCCCAUCGUCUUAUCUGAAUUUUUGUUUUUUCUUGUUCAUUUGAAAGAUGAUUUAAAAAAUAAAUAGAAAAAACGAA
Oncorhynchus kisutch (coho salmon) is the source of this 2987-nucleotide messenger RNA. RefSeq names its product piggyBac transposable element-derived protein 4-like. The transcript has 2 exons. The record is from RefSeq and is a predicted model, not a curated record. Lineage: Eukaryota; Metazoa; Chordata; Actinopteri; Salmoniformes; Salmonidae. Bases 822 to 2099 code for a protein of 425 amino acids.